UUGUCUACACUGGUACCUAGAAGAAUCUGCAGAGGAUGGGAGUACUAUCCUAUUAGUAAAAUUAUGACAUCACACUCUUGAUUGAGCAGGGAAUAGAUUUUAAAACUUUAUAUACAAACACCUGUUUGACUCUAGUUGCUAACUUGCUAACUGUUAGAACAGUGGUUCUCAACCAGGCAUUUCAUAUACCCCUGGGGGUACAGAGAGAUCUUCUGAGCAUACAUCAACUCUUCUAGAUGUUUGCCAAGUUUUACAACAGGCUACAUAAAAAGCACUAGUGAAGUCAGUACAAACUAAAAUUUCAUACAAACGACGACUUGUUUAUACUGUUCUUUAUAUGAUACACUGAAAUAUAAGUACAAUAUUUAUAUUCCAAUUGAUAUAUUUUAUAAUCCUGUGGUAAAAAGGAGCAAGUCAGCAUUUUUUCAGUAAUAGUGUGCUGUGACACUUUUGUAUUUUUAUGUCUGAUUUUCUAAGCAAGUUGUUUUUAAGUGAGGUAAAACUUUGGAGUAUGCAAGACAAAUCAGACUUCUGAAAGGGGUACAGUAUUCUGGAAAGAUUGAGAGCCACUGUAUUAGAAGGAAGGCUGAGAAAGCACCCUGUCUACUUCUCUGGGCCCAUCAAGGAGUUCUCCAAUAAACACAGAGAAGAGAAGACUCAAUAUUUCUAAAGUAAAAAAGAAGCAGAAGCUAUAUAUUUUUGACAUGAGGAUGGAGAUCUUUUAGGCCUUCUCUGUAUAUCACAAAAUGGUACAAACUCAUUUUGUUCUUUUUUUCAGAUCAGCUUUUUAAGGACUCAUCUACGUAGCUACUUUCACAGAUUCAUAGUUCCCAGCAUGAUAAGACUGCACACUUUUGUCUACUCUGCACAGGCAAUGUGCAAUGUAAUUGUGUUAAGCUCUGGUUAUGGAAGUGAUUUUUGUGUGUAUGUAAAAGACCUGAAUCAUUUUGUAAAUGGUCCUGCACCAUAGAGGAUGCACCUUCUGAACAGCAACUCAUUGCGCCAGUUGGGUACAGGUUCGAAUGUGGGAGUUGUCCCAGAUGUGGUUGCUGCUGAUGUCGCCCUGGGAGAAUGCCUUGAUGGGUGAUUAGCACCAUUCAGUGAUGGGCUGUGGGACAAGCAAAGUGCUUCCCGAGCCCCCCACGGACGUUCAGUUAGAUCUGGUUAAAAAGGUUGAGCCUUACACUGGUCAUAAAAAUGACGUGUACAAGCACUUCAUCAAGGAUGAUGGUGGAGCUGCUAUCAAAGCCGGCUCCCCCUCGCCCCCUCGCCACACCAACCCCUAUUCCAGUGGCCACCCACCUAACUACAUGGAGCAGCCUGAGCCCCGCAAGAACAAAGUGGCUAAGUACCGUGCCAAAUUUGAUCCCAGGGUGACCGCCAAGUAUGACAUCAAAGCCCUGAUUGGCCGAGGCAGCUUUAGUCGUGUUGUGCGGGUGGAACAUAAGGCUUCCAAGCAGCCAUAUGCAAUCAAGAUGAUAGAAACCAAGUAUCGGGAAGGGAGGGAAGUGUGCGAAUCAGAGCUAUGUGUGUUGCGACGGGUCCGGCACACAAACAUCAUCCAGCUCAUUGAGGUGUUUGAGACACAGGAGCGAGUCUACAUGGUGAUGGAGUUGGCCACUGGAGGGGAACUGUUUGAUAGAAUCAUUGCCAAAGGCUCUUUUACUGAGAGGGAUGCUACCCGAGUGCUGCAGAUGGUGUUGGAUGGGGUAAAGUACUUGCAUACACUGGGCAUCACGCACCGGGACUUAAAACCAGAGAAUUUGCUGUAUUACCAUCCUGGAACGGAUUCUAAAAUCAUGAUCACAGACUUUGGGCUAGCCAGUGCUCGGAAGAAGGGAGAUGACUGCCUAAUGAAAACCACCUGUGGGACACCAGAGUAUAUUGCUCCAGAAAUCCUGGUCAGGAAACCCUACACCAAUUCUGUGGACAUGUGGGCACUGGGUGUGAUCUCCUACAUCCUCCUGAGUGGAACUAUGCCCUUUGAAGAUGACAACCGAACCCGCUUGUACCGGCAGAUCCUGAAAGGAAAGUACAGUUAUUCAGGGGAGCCCUGGCCCAGCGUGUCCAAUCUGGCCAAGGACUUCAUUGAUCGCCUGCUCACAGUGGAUCCCAGUGACAGGAUGACAGCUCUUCAAGCCUUAAAGCACCCCUGGGUAGUCAGCAUGGCAGCCUCCUCAUCCAUGAAGAACCUGCACCGCUCCAUCUCUCAGAACCUCCUCAAGAGGGCGUCCUCUCGCUGCCAAAGCACCAAAUCGGCCCAGUCCACCCGUUCCAGCCGCUCCACCAAAUCCAAUAAGUCGCGGCGGGUGCGGGAACGGGAGCUGCGGGAGCUCAACCUGCGUUACCAGCAGCAAUACAAUGGCUGAGAACUCAACAGGAAACUGCCAGCUGUCUUUCCAGGUGCACUUCCUGUGCUGCAGGUGUGCAACGCUCCCACGCGGCGGGCAACACCCAGGCUUCUGCUGCAGGAGUGACCCUCCAUGUGCACGAAGCUCGUGGAAAAUGGAACCUUUGCUCCCAAGCCCCCAACAGUGGGCACUCCUCACUUGGGUGGGCUGCGUUUCGGAGCCUGAUGCAGGAAGUGGAGCAGUGAAAGCCUUCCUUAUGCUCAUUCAGGUCCAGAGUGAAGGUCAAAGUUCAGGGCCUCAAGUAAUCAGCAAAUUAGGGAGCCACAUGAAGAGAAGAGCCCCCUCCCCAGCCCAGGAGUUUGGCUUCCUUUAGUUAUUUAUUGAUUCCAGAAUGUUAAGUCCCGCUGCGCGCUUGGACAGUAUUUAUAUUGGACUCCAUUGAUGCCGGUGGGAGUCACACUCACAGCUCGGGUUGGGAUUGCUGUGUUUCAGCUGCAUGAAGGAAAUGCCAGGCAGGAGUCUUCAGUAAGGAGCAUGAAGCAGAGAGGUUUCCCCCAAGGGCCCCGGUGACUGUGACAGCGUCACAGGUUACUCGUGCUGGUUAAGGAUUGAUUGAGGUAUUGGCGCCCUGGAGCGCAGAUGGUCUGCAGUCCCACUUCCCCUUUGCCCUGACUGAAGGUUCCUAACUGUGGGGAGGGGAGAGGAUGCGAAACCUGCAGGAGCAAAACGCUUCGCAGGACACCUAAAACCAUCUUUUCUAAAGCGAACCCCGUGGCUAGCCCUGGCCCCCACCCCUGUGCUAGCACUCAGGAAGAUCUCCUCUGUCUCGGGAAGUGUAAGGCUUGUGAGCCAGUGCGGAGCAGCUGGGGCAGGCACAAAGGGCGGGUGCAGCGGUGUCAGGAGAGGCCACUUUGGACAUAUUUUGAGGCAAAAAGCAUGAGGAUAAAUGGAAGCAGAGGUUGGUGCUGGCAGGGGCCCCUGUGAUCUGGGCGUCCUCAGAGGCGAGCUGGCGUUCCUUCUUGCCGCUGGGUUUGAGGUUUUUGAAUUCUUCACCCUAGUGUUGCACCAUGGACCCAACAGACGAAUGGUUCCAACUGUGCCACGUUACCAGGCCAAAACUGUGACUGCUCCAGCCAUUACCCACUGCCUCCCAUUUGGCCACCCACGCUGAUUCUGCCAGCGCCUGGCCUGCUUGGCACCCCAGGCCUGCCUUUGGGAUAGCUUCAUGGCAGGUUACGGUGUGCAUAAGGGAGUGGGAUGGGGGCAGUCAUGUUGCCACAGAAACUUCUUGUUAACACUGGGACGGGAGCCUUUCCUACUGGAGCAUCGGCCCUGGUAAUACAUGCCAGGCCUAGAGAAUCACUGCUCCAGGAGCUCCAUCAGGGUCACUCGGCUCCUUGUUUUCCUCCGUGGACUUAAGGCAGAGUCAUCUCUGCCGUGACCUUGUGCAGGAUGUGUCAUUCCCUGUGGCUAGGAGGCAAUAAAACACUGAUCUCCAGAGUCCCAGAUUGGUGCCUUACCCACAAGCCCUUCCAACGGUUUUCUCUUCCCUUGUGUAGGAUAAAUGAAGCUGCAGAUUGCCACAUACUGACUUCUGGUCUAAUCCAAUGUGUUCCCUCCCCAUCUCAGUUCCUGACUGAGCCAGAACCUGCGGGAACAUCUGUCUCACCUUGGAGAGUCUUCCCUCAGGGUUGGUAGCCAUUACUCUUCAGAAUGCUGCAGUCGUAGAGCCCAUCUCCUUGGCGAUUGAGUUAUCAUGGGAUGCGUCAUCCGGAAAUGUCCCGUGUGACGUCACUCAUGGCAGAUGUAGGGCCUAAUGCGUUUUGGGAAACAAAAUGCUUUUAUAGAGGUCGUAUCAGCUCUGCACAAAGUCAGUUCUUGGUGACUCAGCUUGAGGCUAACAAGGUCUGUCUGACUUUCGGGUGUGUGAGUGACAUGCAUGAUGGUGUGACCUAGGCCUUGCAUCUGUGAUGCAGGCUGUGAUCCUGAGGCCAACUGACCUCUCACUGGUUUGAUUAGUGUCCACACUUCUUCUGGGCUUCUUGUAAGCAGAGCUCCAGUUCUCACCGAUGCAACCUUGUCUCUUCUGUGGGAAACCUCCGAGUAUUCUUGGGCACAUGCAACAAGAGCAGUGCAGAUCGUUGUGUUGGCCUUUCACCUCUUGGUUUCAGUUGGGCGGGUCACCCCCUCUUAGUUCUAACAUGCUUAUGCCCAGGCAGUAGCCAUAUGUAAGCAAAGAAGAGGAUGGUGGAGAUUUCCCGGAAGGAGAGGGAGUCCAAGCUCCUCUUGGAACCUCAGGCAAUCUCCUGUCCUUUGUUUUGUUUUGUUUUGUUUACUUUGCCUUCCCAGUCCCCAGGAGAGGCAAGUGUCAGGAAUUCGACUAGCUGAGUGCAGGUUACAAAAGUUGCUUGGGCUGGGUUGUCUCUGGAAAUGUGCUGCAGUCGCAGAUCGUUCUGCUAAUGAGGCCAGUUAGUCUGCUGUGCUUUUGAGCAGCUGUGCACAUGCCCUUGAUCUGCUCUGCUGGAAUUCUGCCUUGCGUGCUCUCUGGACUCUCUGCCUUUGUAUAUUUCACACAGACAUCUCAACUCUCUCCAUCUGACCUGAGACGCAGGAGUUUCUGCCUUCAGAAAUUCCUCAUUUGUGGAUUUCACAGGUUAAACACUGCCCCCAUUGCCCCACAAUCUGCCUAGGAGUCCCUGUGUGCAUUUUACCUGUCUCCCUCUUUUCCCUCUUAACUAGGAUUCUUCAGAUUUGGCCUAGUGUGAGGUUGGGGCACUUGCUCUGGUAUUGAAUAAUCUCAUAAAUAAUGCAGUGAUUGUGUAUCUGUGUCCUGGGUGAGCUCUGCAUCUCGCUUGUCUGGGAGCUUUGUGGGACACAUUAUACCCAGAGAGAAAUCUCCUGCUUAGUAAGUGAAAAUUGUCCCUCUCCCCGCAUUUGAGUGAAAUAUGACUGAAGUUAGAGUGACACCUAGUGGCAAAUCGCAGUAUAUCAUCUUGCAGAGAGAGAGAGCUCUUCUCAUUUUGUUUCCUUAUACAGUAACUCCUCACUUUAUGUUGUAAUAAAUGCAACUCUAAGUGAAACAAUGUUAAAUGAAUCCAAUUGUCUCAUAAGAGUUAAUGUAAAAGGGGGGGGUUAGGUUCCAAGGUAAUUUUUUGGGGGCAGACAAAAGGCAUUACACUGUAUACUGUACCGUGCCCCUGGCUUACCCCACAAGGCACAGCCUGCUACAGGCAAGGACACUAGGAAGCACCUUUGCAACAGAAGUGGCAACUUCCCCAGAGAACAAGCUCGGAUUUUGCUGGGAAUGCUCCAGGCCCACCUCUUCCCGCUGCUACUCCACCUCCUCUCCGGAGCAUGCCACAUCCCUCCCCAAGGCUGGCUAUAAGGCAAUUCCACCAAUUCCCCCAUUUUGGGCCUCACGCCUAAGAGGGCCCCGUGCCCAGUAAGAAUCUCUUCUCUGGCUAGAGGCGCCUUUUUAAUUUUUACUCACCUGGCAGUGCUCCGGGUCUUCGGCGGCACUUCGGCGGUGGGUCCUUCGCUUGCUCUGGAGCUUUGGCGGCACCUCGGCAGCAGGUCCUUCAGUGCCACUGAAGACCUGGAGCAAGUGAAGGAUCUGCUGCCGCAGUGCCGCCAAAGACUUGGAGCACCGCCCGGUGAGUACAAGCCCCAUGUGGGUUUUUUACAUGUUUUUUUUAUAGUCAUCCCUGCCGGGGCCCCAUCAAAACUGUUCGAAUUGGGCCCCGCACUUCGUAAACAGCUGUAUGAUGGCUCUUAGGACUUUCUGGGAGGAGGAGCGGAGAUGCAGCGCUUUCCCGCUCCUGCCUGACUCUCCCAGAAAAUCAUAAGCGUGAAGUACUGGGAGGGAGGAGGAGGAGCAGGGAAGCCCCAGGUCUCCACUCCUCUCCCACCCUCCCAGAAAAUCCUAAGCACUGCUAAACAGCUGUUUGGUGGAGCUUAGGACUUUCUGGGAGGAGUGGGGAGACAGCGCUUCCCUGCUCCUGCCCCUCCCUCCCAACACUUCACGCUUAGGACUUUCUGGGAGGGAGGGGGAGGAGGUGGAGAAGCGGGACUUGUGCAAUGCUUCCUUGUAAAGUUGCUGCUCUUCCACAGAAUCUUACAAGCAGGCAGCCAAACCACGAGCAUUGCACAACUUUAAACGAGCGUGUUCCCUAAUUGAGCAGGGACGUGACAUUGAAACAACGUAAAGUGGGACAACGUUAAAUGAGGAGUUACUGUAGUUACAAGUGAGGUGUCUCCGUGUUUGGUAUGCAGGGGACUUGGUGAGGUGGUGUGUGGGGGGGGUGUCCUCAUCAAAUCAGACAGAGCUUGUCAGAGCCAUUGAAUAAUUCCUGUCUUCAGCGUGAGCACAUCUCCUUUUUUAUUCCUUUGGCGAAACUGCCUAGAUGAUAUUGCCCAGUGGCCUGUCCCCUGGCGGGACGUUGUCCGUAGCAGAGCAGCGUGCUGGCCUGGUGAGGCAGGGGAACGAUUCUUGGCCACACGUGGUUGAACCAUUGGCACAGAAGUUGUGAUACACCUUUUAGUUUGGAGUAUUUCUGUCUGCCACUGGGCUCUCCUCAGAUAUCUGAGCAGAAUCAUUACAAUUAUGCAACUUGAUGUCUCUGAUAGCCACCCCAGCCUUUCCCUCUAUCCACGUAUGGGCCAGUGUUUGCUAUCAUAGGGUGGUGGUAGGCUUGUGGAGUCAUGCAAAUAGUGAAGGUAGCUAGCUGGUUAUCUGAGAGGCUAAUGCAGGGGGAGAAGGGCAGAGAGCCAUUCGACUCCCUUUCCACCUCUGCCAGGAGAACGUUAGCUUGUGAAUGUUGCGUUUGCAUUUUGUACCUGAAAAGGUUUUUCUGCCCAACUGUGCCUUUUUCCCUGUGAGUAGAGGUGGCUGGAUUAUUCGUACAGAUGGACAAUCAGAUGAAUUUGUCCCUUCCAUUCCCAAAUCGUUGAUUUUUUUUUUACAAAUGUGCUUUCUGUAACUGCUCAGCAAACUGUUUGUGGGAAUGAAUUUUAGCCAACGGGUUGUUUGAAAACUUCACUUUGACAGCUUUGCUAUUCAUUAUAGAUUCAUAGAUUCAUAGACUCUAGGAGUGGAAGGGACCUCGAGAGGUCAUCGAGUCCAGUCCCCUGCCCUCAUGGCAGGACCAAAUACUGUCUAGACCAUCCCUGACAGACAUUUAUCUAACCUACUCUUAAAUAUCUCCAGAGAUGGAGAUUCCACAACCUCCCUAGGCAAUUUAUUCCAGUGUUUAAGCACCCUGACAGUUAGGAACUUUUUCCUAAUGUCCAACCUAAACCUGCCUUGCUGCAGUUUAAGCUCAUUGCUUCUUGCUCUAUCCUUAGAGGCUAAGGUGAACAAGUUUUCUCCCUUCUCCUUAUGACACCCUUUUAGAUACCUGAAAACUGCUAUCAUGUCCCCUCUCAGUCUUCUCUUUUCCAAACUAAACAAACCCAAUUCUUUCAGCCUUCCUUCAUAGGUCAUGUUCC
Molecule: messenger RNA, 7838 nt
Organism: Gopherus flavomarginatus (Mexican gopher tortoise)
Lineage: Eukaryota; Metazoa; Chordata; Testudines; Testudinidae
Gene: PSKH1
Product: protein serine kinase H1
Exons: 4
Coding region: 1104-2369 (421 amino acids)
Biological process (GO): protein phosphorylation
Molecular function (GO): protein kinase activity; ATP binding
Source: RefSeq, a predicted model, not a curated record